Messenger RNA from Salvia miltiorrhiza (redroot sage), 1030 nucleotides. RefSeq lists its product as uncharacterized. Lineage: Eukaryota; Viridiplantae; Streptophyta; Magnoliopsida; Lamiales; Lamiaceae. The transcript is spliced from 5 exons. The record is from RefSeq and is a predicted model, not a curated record. The coding region runs from base 117 to 836 and encodes 239 amino acids.
GACACCAUAUUUUCGUGGCUGACAAUUAUUGUCGAAACUUUUGGCGCCAACUUUCGAGUAAGCUUAAUUCGAUUGAAACUCAACCACUGCUCCAAAAGGGAGACUCCAAGAAAAACAUGAAGAAGGAAUCGAAAGGUGGAAAAUCAGAAAUGAGUUUUAACAAGAAUUCAAUUAGGCCAGUUGGGCAACGCUCCAUCACUUCUACGUUUCUCUUCCGCGCUUCCAAUCGGUCGAAUGAUUGUGAACAAAAUGCGGGAAUCAAAGCUCCCAAUGGAAAGAGUUCACGCAUCUCGCUCUCCGAUUUUCUCAACUCGAAGCUGCACCGGAGUUCUGUGUUGCCCACUUCAGUUGAGGGGAAAGAGAUACCGUCUUCGUCUCCAUCAAGGAGUGUGAAAGCAGAAAGUGGGAUAAAUGACGGAAGAGAAGCAAAGGCGAAGUCUUCAAAUAAUGGUGCUCUUGAUAUCAAUAUUUUCAAGAACAUUGAGAAGGCGGGUGAUAAUGAGUUCAGAAAUGCCUACUCAUCUAACGAAAUAGAGAUCAUCGAUGUUGAUGAUUUAGAGCAAAAGAGAAAGAGGAAAUGCCUGUUUGAAGAUCAUGAUGAUAAGCCAACUGGUCGAAAGCGGUUGGUAGUUCUUGGAGAUGAUUCAAAACCACUAGGAAGGUCAAGAAGGAAGAGUUUCACCUGUGAGGAAAGCAGACCUCUUUUCAAUCAUUAUGCGAAUGGAGGUGGUUGGUGGAACGAGAACAUGGCAGGCGUUGACAACGAAGAAGUUGGCUGCAGUGAUGCUUGGGAAGGAAUAGGCUGCACCACGCUCGGGGGCAUUGAAUGGCAUUAGAGGCUGAUGGUACGACUCCUCUCUGUUGCUCCUCAACUUGCUGUAUGAGCAGUCGUAGUUGUAGUUCUAGUAGCAGUAGCAGUAUUACUAUAUGUGAGACAUGUUUUGAAACUGAGUUGCAGAUUUUGCUCCACCAUGGAAAUAUUUAACUGUAGUUUCUCUCAGGUAUAUAUAUGAUCCUAUUCAGUUUCUUA